Molecule: messenger RNA, 1249 nt
Organism: Sesamum indicum (sesame)
Lineage: Eukaryota; Viridiplantae; Streptophyta; Magnoliopsida; Lamiales; Pedaliaceae
Source: RefSeq, a predicted model, not a curated record
CAACCUCUUUCUAUUUUCAAUUUAGAUCUUUACUGUGUCUGCUACUUAAUGCUGCUGCACAUGUGCUGCUUCUUUCCGUCAUCAAAAUAAUCUUUUGAGCUUCUGGGUUUCUGAUAAUCUCCAUUUCUUGAAGUGAGAAAAGUCUAUUAUUGAUUUGGAGCUCUUUCUUCGAUUGCCUGGAAGGAGAUUCUUCUGCAUUUAGUAUUAAAUAGAAGCAAGCUAUGAGCUUCAAUAUCUCUGCCGGGGGUAGCCAAACCUCAAGAACGAUGUUUGAGUUUGGAAGGACUCAUGUUGUCAGGCCGAAAGGAAGGCACCAGGCUACAAUAGUCUGGCUACAUGGCCUUGGCGAUAAAGGCUCAAGCUGGUCGCAGCUCUUGGAAAGCCUUCCUCUUCAAAACGUAAAAUGGAUUUGCCCAACUGCUCCUACUCGUCCAGUGUCUCUGUUUGGUGGAUUUCCUUGCACUGCUUGGUUUGAUGCACAAGAUAUUACAGAGGAUGCACCAGACGAUUUAGAAGGAUUGGAUGCAUCAGCAGCACAUGUCGCAAAUCUCUUGUCAACAGAGCCUGCUGAUAUCAAACUAGGUAUUGGAGGUUUUAGUAUGGGCGCGGCAACUGCUCUUUACUCAGCCACGUGCCACAUUUUUGGCCAAUACGGGAACAGAAACCCAUACUUAGUUAACCUCAGCUCUGUUAUUGGUCUUAGCGGCUGGCUUCCAUGUUCUAAGACGUUAAGAAACCGGAUGGAAGGAUCAAAUGAGACUGUAAGGCGUGCAGCAUCAUUGCCGAUUUUGCUGUGUCAUGGUUCUGGGGAUGAUGUGGUGGCUUAUAAACAUGGAGAAAAGUCGGCACGUGUUUUGAGCUCUGCUGGAUUUCAAAAUCUUACAUUUAGACCAUAUGAUGGGCUUGGUCAUUAUACCAUUCCUGAAGAGAUGGAUGAAGUUUGUCGCUGGUUGACUGCAAGAUUGGGGCUUCAGGGAUCGUAAGUCAGACAAAUCUUCGGGGCUACUUGGGGUAUACAUGAGAAGAACUUAAAACAUAAUAGUUAUAACAAGUAGAAGUAGCUUAAAUAGAUGGAAAUUUUGCGUACAAUAACAGUAUGUGCUCCCUUGUAUUGUUGAAGGCUAACGAAGCUUAGUACAUCAAGCAUGUACCCUAAAUCUUUCCCUUUCAAGUAGAGAAAACCUGUUGCUCUGAUUUUAUCAAUGUUCCACCUCUCUUUAUAUAUUUGAACCUGAGAUGCAGUUUAUUA